Helianthus annuus (common sunflower) is the source of this 3390-nucleotide messenger RNA. RefSeq names its product serine/threonine-protein phosphatase 6 regulatory ankyrin repeat subunit B. NCBI's taxonomy places the organism in Eukaryota, Viridiplantae, Streptophyta, Magnoliopsida, Asterales, Asteraceae. Bases 1186 to 3162 code for a protein of 658 amino acids. Gene Ontology annotation, molecular function: protein binding. The transcript is spliced from 2 exons. The record is from RefSeq and is a predicted model, not a curated record.
AAAGUGUGACGUGUGUGAUCACGAGCAGAAAGAAUCUCCUUCCAACUAUGCAAACAAAAGUCAUCCUUCUUUCUUCACUAAUAAUAACAAUCUCCUCCAUAAAGAUUUCCAAUUCUCAUCUAUCAACAAACAACAAGAAAAUUAUGUGGUUUCACUCGUUUUGUUUCCAUUUGUAAAAUCACCGUCACCCCAUCUCCAACCUCAUAUGUCUACUUUUGUCCCUUUUCCCUCCAUUUAUGUGAUUCUGAUCAUACCUUUAUCCCCUCCAUUUUUGUCUCUUUUUUCAAGAAUAUUUCUUCAAAAUUCUAAAUUCUUCAAGUAUAAACCUUGAUCUCACAUAAAUCUUUUGUUGGGUUUCUUUGAAAUCAUCUUUUGGUUCUGGGUUUUUCUUGUUUUGCAAUAAAGUUUGCAUCUUUGCUCUGAUCAUCCAAAAUAUGUACAACUCUUGGUUGUUUCUUGAAUUGCAAUUUUUCAAAGAAAUUUCAUAAAUUCUCAUUUGGGAUUCUUAAAAAUUAACUUUUGAUUUUGGGUUUUUCUUGUUUUGCAAUAAAGUUUGCAUCUUUGCUCUGAUCAUCCAAAAUAAGUACAACUCUUGGUUGUUUCUUGAAUUGUAAAUUGUCAAAAAAAAAAAAAAAAAAAAUCAUAAAUUCUCAUUUGGGAUUCUUCAAAAUCAACUUUUGGUUUUGGGUUUUUCUUGUUUUAGCAUAAAGUUUGCAUCUUUGCUCCAAUCUUCUAAUAUUAACUCAUAUCUUCUGUUAUUUUUGUGCUUGAUCAGUUUUCUUGAAGCCUCAUUAGGGUUUGUUGAACAUCAAUCCUAUUGGGUUAUUUUUUUUUUUUAUAAAAUUAGCAUAUAAUCCUCUGGUUCUAUAAAAUUUUGUUUUUGGUUCUUGAAGUAUAAAUACUCAAAAUUUCACUUUAAUAAUUUAAUUCUCAACAAAAUCCCAAAUCCUCAAUUGGGUUUCUUGAAAAUCAUUUUCUGUUUGUGGGUUUUUCUUGAAUUGUAAUAAAGUUACAAUUUUUCACUUUAAUAGUUUAAUUCUCAACAAAAUCCCAAAUCCUCAAUUGGGUUUCUUGAAAAUCAUUUUUUCUUUGUGGGUUUUUCUUGAAUUGCAAUAAAGUUACAAUCUUUAUCAUAAUCUUCUUGUUUUAACCAAUAAAAAUUUAAUCUUUUUAUUAAUCUUUGCAAUGCCUCCUUCAUAUUUCCCAUUAAGAUGGGAAAGCACAGGUGAUCAAUGGUGGUAUGCAUCACCAAUUGAUCUAGCAGCAGCCAAUGGCCACUAUGAUCUAGUCAGAGAGCUUCUUCAUUUCGACACAAAUCUUUUAAUCAAAUUAACCUCCCUUCGCCGCAUAAGGCGGUUGGAGACCGUGUGGGACGACGAAGAACAGUUUGUUGACGUGGCGAAAAACCGAUCAAAAGUGGCGAAAAAACUGCUCCUCGAAGGCGAACCGAAAAACGGACAUGGUGAUGGUCAUAACUCAUUGAUAAGAGCUGGAUAUGGUGGCUGGCUUCUUUACACAGCUGCAUCAGCUGGUGAUUUAGAGUUUGUUAAACAACUGUUGAAGAGGGACCCACUUCUUGUUUUUGGUGAAGGGGAGUAUGGUGUUACUGAUAUAUUGUAUGCUGCUGCAAGGAGUAAGAACAGUGAGGUUUUUCAGGUGUUGGUUGACUUUUCUUUGUGGUCAAAGGUGGAGAAUGUUGGGUCUGUUUUUAAAUUGGAGAUGAUGAAUAGGGCUGUUCAUGCUGCUGCUAGAGGUGGAAGUCUUGAAAUCUUGAAGCAGUUUGUUGAAGAUUGUGGUGAUGUUUUGAUGUAUAGAGAUGUGCAGGGGAAUAGUUUGUUGCAUUCAGCUUCUGGGAGAGGUCAAACUCAGGUUGUGAAGUAUUUACUCGAAUCACAUGAUAUAAUCAACUCAACAGACGGUCAAGGCAACACAGCGUUACACGUAGCUGCGUAUAACGGUCACUUACCUGUGGUCGAGCUUUUAAUCUCAUCAUCUCCGGCGUUAAUCACAUCAACAAACAACUACGGCGACACUUUUCUUCACACAGCAGUCGCCGGAUUCAAGACACCAGGGUUCCGGCGAGUUGACCAGCAGAUAGACCUCAUGAAACAUCUAGUGAGCGGAAAGAUCGUAAACAUCGAAGAUAUUAUUAACGUUAAGAACAACGAUGGUCGAACGGCUCUUCACAUUGCUAUAAUCGAGAACAUCCAUUUGGAUUUGGUGGAACUCCUUAUGACCGUUAGAUAUAUCGACUUGAAUAUCCGAGACGUUGAUCGGAUGACCCCGCUUGAUCUCCUAAAACAACAGCCGAUAUCAGCCUCUUCCGAGAUCCUCAUCAAGAGGCUGAUAUCGGCUGGUGGGAUAUCGAAUUAUAACGAUUAUAUGGCGAGGACUGCCCUCGCGUCCCAUUUGAGAACACACGGGCUUGGGGGCAGUCCCGGAACUUCAUUCAGAGUUCCGGACUCCGAGAUCAUCUUUUACAUAUGUGCGGAUAACGAUAGGGAGUCGUCGAUGUAUUCGGGUGAACUGAGUCACGUUGGCUCACCCGUCCGGUCAAACUCGGGGUCAAACAACUGGGAACACGGGUCUAGUGCCGCUAGACGGUUAAAGCUUCUUUUCAAAUGGGCCCAAAGGAAAAAAGACAAUGAUCAAGAUUCCGUAGAUUCGUUCCAUUUAAAGAAAGUUAAUCUCGAAAACAGGCCCGUUUCAAUUCGAGAAAGGUACAUGAAAAGCUCGUUGUCGAAUAGCAAACGGGUGUUUGGGCCUAGCCCGUCAACAAAGAAGAAGUUUUCCGCCGGGCUAAGCCACGGCGUCCUACAAGUCCGCUCCCCGUCAAGCCAGUUUUCAGGGUCAUCUUGGUCUUCGGGCUCAGGAGACGAUGAUGACGAACUUAGGCCCGCAAAUGUUCGAACCAAGAACUAUAGCUCGGGCCCGUUGGAUAACCAUGGAAGACCAAAGUCUAUGAUUAGGCCCACAAUGGAUGGAACCAAGAACUAUGUACGGUCUAGCUCGGGCCCAUUGGAUAGCCAUGGAAAGCCGAAGUUCCAUAGACGACAAUCUUCGUUGAGCAAGGUUUUGAUGAAUGAAGUGUUUUGUUUCGGGUCACAGGGUAUAGCCGUUGAAGAUUCGGUUAAGCGCCCAAACCCAUCGAAGUUACGUUAGUUCAACGGUUUGAACUAUUUUUAUUUAUAGACAUCGUUGAUGAUUUGAUAACUUAUGUUCGGAUUGGGCUCAGUGUUUGGGCUUAGGCUCAUUUGUGGUCCGGCCCAUUGGGCCUAACCCAGCCCACUUCUUUUUUCUGAUAUAGAAAAUGAAUGUAUCUUAUAUAAAUCCCAUUACUAUGAUAUAUAUCCUGUUUUCUUGAUAAAUAGCCACUGAACUUGCGAGAAA